AUGUCUGAAUCUAUGCAGCUUGACGAUGUCGCCAAGCAGCAAGAGAAGGCAAAGAAAUGGUUACAGCUAAACAAUAAAAGAUAUAGCGAGAAGCGAAAGUUUGGCUAUGUCGAACCACAGAAGGAGGACAUGCCCCCAUCACAUCUGCGCAAGAUCGUCAAGGAUCAUGGCGACAUGUCAAACAAGAAGUUCAGACACGACAAGCGUGUCUACUUGGGCGCGCUCAAGUACAUCCCGCACGCCAUCUUCAAGCUGCUGGAGAACAUGCCCAUGCCCUGGGAGCAGGUCAGGAACGUCAAGGUGCUCUACCACAUCACGGGCGCCAUCACAUUUGUCAACGAGAUACCGCUGGUGAUCGAGCCAGUCUACCUGGCGCAGUGGGGCAGCAUGUGGGUGACGAUGAAGCGCGAGAAGCGUGAUCGUAAGCAUUUCAAGCGUAUCAAGUUCCCGCUGUUUGAUGACGAGGAGCCUCCCCUCGACUACGCCGAGAACAUCCUCGACGAGGAGGUUGAGUACUCCAUCCAAAUGGACCUGGAAGAAGACGACGAUGCCGCUGUCAUCGACUGGUUCUAUGACAACAAACCAUUACUCAAUACCAAGCAUAUCAAUGGACCUUCAUACAAGAAGUGGAAAUUGGACUUGCCAAUCAUGUCGACAUUGUUCCGUUUGGCCUCACCAUUGUUGAGCGAUCUGACGGAUCCAAACUACUUCUAUCUGUUUGAUGACAAGUCAUUCUUCACGGCCAAGGCAUUGAAUAUGGCCAUCCCAGGUGGACCCAAGUUCGAACCACUGUUCCGCGAUAUGGACGACGGCGACGAGGACUGGAACGAGUUCAACGACAUCAACAAGAUCAUCAUCCGCCACAAGAUCAGAACAGAGUACAAGGUGGCCUUCCCCUACCUCUACAACAGCAGACCGCGCAAGGUUGCCAUCCCCUUCUACCACGCGCCCAACAUAUGUUACGCCAAGUCGGACAACCCCGACCUGCCAGGCUUCUACUUUGAUCCGGUGCUGCUGCAUCCAAUCCCCUCGUACAAGACCGAUCGCACGACGGCCUCUCCGUACGGUGACGACGACGAUGACUUUGUGCUGCCCGACGACGUCGAGCCACUUCUGCCAGACACAGAGAUGGACACAGUGGACACGCCUGCAGGCAUUCGCCUGUACUGGGCACCCAAGCCAUUCAAUCAGCGAUCGGGACUCACUCGCCGUGCACAGGACGUGCCAAUCGUCCAGGCGUGGUACAAGGAGCACUGUCCCCAGGCACACCCAGUCAAGGUGCGUGUCUCCUACCAGAAGCUGCUCAAGUGCUACGUGCUCAACAAGCUGCACCAUCGCCCACCCAAGUCGCUCAACAAGAAGUACUUGUUCCGCUCGCUCAAGUCCACCAAGUACUUCCAGUCGACCGAGAUUGACUGGGUCGAGGCCGGUCUUCAGAUCUGUCGCCAGGGCUACAACAUGCUCAACCUGCUCAUUCACAGAAAGAACUUGAACUACCUGCAUCUGGACUACAACUUCUAUCUCAAGCCCAUCAAGACACUGACGACCAAGGAGCGCAAGAAGUCGCGUUUCGGUAACGCCUUCCAUUUGUGUCUGGCUGCCGGCACUCCAGUGUCGCUGAGCUCAGGCAUUUCUUGUCCAAUCGAGAGCAUCGUGGCAGGUGAUCGCCUGCAAUCAUGGGCAACACUGCCUUUCGAGUCGACGACUGAAAAGAAAGUGUGCUACGAAGGUGUGGCGAGUGCCGCAUUCCAAGUUCACGCUGAGCCACAGGCCGUCGUGCGCAUCCACGGCUGGGACGGCUCCACUCUUACAUGCACUCCAACACAUCCAGUGCUGGCCAUUAGCAAGGAGGAUAAGGAGCCACAGUGGAUCCCAGCUGGAGAUGUCACCUCUGAACACUCCAUCAUAUGUUCUGCCAUUGGCACAGUGCUUGACGAUCCCAUUGCCGAUUCAGCGUCAACCUACACGCUCGCUGGCUGGGGCCUUGCUACUCACAGAUCGCACGUUCUGGCCUUUGCCCGCAUACUUGGCGCUGCUCUCUCAGAAGGCAGCUCUCUCGCACACCACAUGGAUGUUCAGCAAGCGCAGGCUGAUGUUCAGCUUCUUACAGGUCAAACAGGAUCAGCGCGAUACAGUGAGAAUACAUCGAUCUGGAAUCUAGAUCUGCCAGCCACCCUCAAGAAUGCCCUUGCUGGAGCAUGCAAGACAGCAUCUGCUCAAGUUGUGCCCGAUGUCAUUCGCGCUGCACCAUCGUCUGUACAACGUGAAUUCCUUGCCGCCUGGUGGGGCAGUGUUGGAGCGUCACCACGUUUGGUUGGCGAUGGCUACCCAGUUGUUCCACUGUCGCUCCAUUCACUUCGUGUUGCAAGCAUUGACAAUGACAAAAUGGAGAAGGCGCAACACUUGGAGUCUUUCAAGUGGAUGGCUGGAUGUCUGCGAGAUCAUUUCGGAGUUCAAUCUACCGUCGUUGAGUCGUAUGCCGCCUCUGUCGAGAACAGGCCAGGCGUAUUCCCCGUUGAUCCAUUGACCGCAACAGUCUUGACGACUCUGGAGCAGUGGAUGCAUCUCGCGCUGCGUCACUUUAGCGACAGAUCCUUUACCAAAGAGACCCUGUACGAGCACAUGCAGGACCAAUGUGGAGACCUCAUCACACAAUCACAAGUCCAGCGCCAAUUGAACCAGCUAGUGGAUGCUGGUGUUGUGAAGAAGGAUGCGACCUUGUACAGUGUUGUGGAGUCCUUGCCAGCAGUUCAUAUAACAGAGACGACAGUAGUCAAGCAAUACUACCAUCGCGUAGGAUUGCGUCUACACAAUCAAUCCAUCGAAACAUUUGCCUCCUCAAUUGGAGUCCGAUAUUGCUUGGAGAAGGCUAGUCGAUGGGAGCUUGCUCGCCGAUGGUACUCAUACCGCCGCCUACUGCAACAUCAACGAUGGUCAUUCAUCAACACAGCACUGCAACAGUACAUCGAUACCCACCCAGACUUCCCCGACAUGCGCGGACAAACUCUACACGAUAGCAUCGAGUUCCCCAAGCCUCUCAACCGUCAAAGAGAUUCCAUCGAGUCAUGUGUGCAAUUCGCCACCGAGAGACUGAAGCAACAGUUCGCCUUCGUGCUUCCAGAGGCACCAGUAGACCGUGUGGUCAUCAAUCAGUAUCUCCAUGGACGAGUACAAUUCGUUGCACUCGACAAGGUCAACGAUGCAACAUUCCAAUUCCCCAAGGCCCUCAACCUGCGCGAGUUUGCCGAAUUGGUUGACCUUCCAUUUGGCCAAUGCACCACCCAGCUCUAUCUGCCCGUGCUCUGUGUCGAGGAGCUCGCCGAGAAGGUCAUGGUGUACGACAUCACGGUCCCCGAGCACGAGAACUUUGUCGCUGCCGGCUUCGUUGUCCACAACUGCCGAGAGAUCCUUCGCAUGACCAAGCUGGUGGUGGAUACACACGUCAAGUACCGCCUGGGUGCGGCUGAGGCCUUCCAGUUGGCCGAUGGUCUGCAGUACCUAUUCAGUCACAUCGGUCUCCUGACCGGUAUGUUCCGUUACAAGUACCGUCUGAUGCGCCAGAUCCGUAUGUGCAAGGAUCUCAAGCAUCUGAUCUACUACCGCUUCAACACAGGUCCCGUUGGCAAGGGUCCAGGAUGUGGAUUCUGGGCGCCAAUGUGGCGUGUGUGGCUGUUCUUCCUUAGAGGCAUUGUGCCACUACUCGAGCGCUGGCUCGGCAAUCUGCUGGCGCGUCAGUUCGAGGGUCGCCAGACCAAGGGCAACGCCAAGACCGUGACCAAGCAGCGUGUCGAGUCUCACUACGACUACGAGCUGCGUGCCGCCGUCAUGCACGACAUCCUGGACAUGAUGCCAGAGGGUGUCAAGGCAAGCAAGGCCCGCACGAUCCUGCAGCAUCUCAGUGAGGCAUGGCGCUGCUGGAAGGCCAACAUCCCAUGGAAGGUGCCCGGCAUGCCCAUCCCCAUCGAGAACAUGAUUCUUCGUUACGUGAAGAACAAGGCAGACUGGUGGACCAACGUGGCUCACUACAACCGAGAGCGUAUUAGACGUGGCGCCACUGUCGACAAGACAGUCUGCAAGAAGAACCUUGGACGUCUCACGCGUCUAUGGCUCAAGGCGGAGCAGGAGCGUCAACACAACUACCUCAAGGACGGCCCAUACGUGUCGGCCGAGGAAGGUGUGGCCAUCUACACAACCACUGUUCACUGGCUCGAGAAGCGCAGAUUCUCUUCCAUUCCCUUCCCCCAAACAAGCUACAAGCACGACAUCAAGAUCCUCACACUGGCGCUCGAGCGUCUGAAGGAGGCCUACAGUGUGGCCUCGCGACUCAAUCAAUCACAGCGCGAGGAGCUCGUGCUCGUCGAACAGGCCUACGAGAACCCUCACGAGGCACUGGUGCGCAUCAAGCGCCAUCUCUUGUCGCAGCGUACGUUCAAGGAGGUGGGCAUCGAGUUCAUGGACAUGUACACACAUCUGAUCCCCGUCUACGACGUGGAGCCCUUUGAGAAGAUCACCGACUCCUACCUGGACCAGUACCUCUGGUACGAGGCCGACAAGCGACAGCUGUUCCCCAACUGGGUCAAGCCAUCUGACAACGAGCCACCCCCCGUCCUGCUGCACAAGUGGUGCCAGGGCAUCAACAACCUGGACGGCAUCUGGGAGACGGCCGACGGACAGUGCGUCGUGAUGAUGGAGACCCAGCUCAGCAAGGUCUACGAGAAGAUCGAUCUCACGCUGCUCAACAGACUGCUGCGUCUCAUUGUCGAUCAGAACCUUGCAGACUACAUGUCUGGCAAGAACAACAUUGUGAUCAACUACAAGGACAUGAACCACACCAACUCGUACGGUCUGAUACGUGGCCUCCAGUUUGCUUCGUUCAUCUUCCAGUUCUACGGCCUGGUGCUCGACCUGCUCAUCCUCGGCCUGAACCGCGCGUUCGAGAUGGCCGGUCCACCCAACCUACCCAACGCCUUCCUCACAUACAAGGACGUCGAGACGGAGACCAGCCACCCCAUCCGUCUGUACUCUCGCUACGUGGACCGCAUCCACAUCCUGCUCAAGUUCUCGCACGACGAGGCGCGUGAGCUGAUCCAGAAGUACAUGUCCGAGCAUCCCGACCCCAACAACGAGAACGUCGUGGGCUACAACAACAAGAAGUGCUGGCCACGCGACUGCCGCAUGCGACUGAUGAAGCACGACGUCAACUUGGGACGCGCCGUCUUUUGGAACAUCAAGAACCGUCUGCCACGCUCGCUCACCACCAUCGAGUGGGAGGAGUCGUUCGUCUCGGUGUACAGCCGCGACAACCCCAACCUCCUCUUCAGUAUGGUCGGCUUUGAGGUGCGUAUCCUGCCCAAGAUCCGCACUCAGAACGAACAGCUCAUCCCCAAGGACAGCGUGUGGAGCCUCCAGAACAUGAACACUCGUGAGCGCACGGCUCAGGCAUUCCUUCGCGUGGACAAGGACUCGAUGGACCGCUUCGAGAACCGCAUCAGGAUGAUCUUGAUGGCGUCUGGCUCGACCACCUUCACCAAGAUUGUCAACAAGUGGAACACGGCACUCAUUGGUCUGAUGACAUACUACCGUGAGGCAGUUGUAGUGACGCGCGAGAUGCUCGACAUCCUCGUGCGCUGCGAGAACAAGAUCCAGACCAGAGUCAAGAUUGGAUUGAACUCCAAGAUGCCCAACAGGUUCCCGCCUGUAGUCUUCUAUUGUCCAAAAGAGCUCGGGGGCCUCGGCAUGCUCAGCAUGGGCCAUGUGCUCAUCCCUCAGUCCGACCUGCGUUACUCGCGCCAGACCGACUCUGGCAUCACUCACUUCACCUCAGGUAUGAGCCACGACGAGGACCAGCUCAUUCCCAACCUGUACAGAUACCUCCAGCCUUGGGAGCAGGAGAUCAAGGACUCGCAGCGUGUGUGGGCAGAGUACGCGCUCAAGUACGAAGAGGCCAAGUCGCAGAACAAGAACCUCUCGAUCGAGGAUCUCGAGGACAGCUGGGACCGUGGUAUCCCCCGUAUCAACACACUGUUCAGCAAGUCCAGACACACACUCGCCUACGACAAGGGAUGGCGUGUGAGGACCGAUUGGAAGCAGUACAAUCUGAUGAAGUCAAACACAUUCGCAUGGACCAAUCAGAGACACGAUGGAAAAUUGUGGAACCUGAACAACUACCGCACUGAUAUGAUCCAAUCGCUGGGUGGAGUCGAAGGCAUUCUCGAGCACACACUGUUCAAGGGCACGUACUUCCCCACAUGGGAGGGUCUCUUCUGGGAGAAGGCAUGCUUCUCCGCAUCUACAAGUCUCAUGGCUUUUGAUGGACAACAGAUAAUGGCAUCCAACGUCAAUGUUGGCACUAGGUUUAUGGGCGACGAUGGAACACCUCGCACAGUCCAGCACAUUGUCACUGGCACCGACCGCCUGUACGAGGUCCACAUCAGUGGUGUUUCAGACUUGGUUGUGACCAACAACCAUAUUCUUUGUUUGAAGCCAUCGUCACGAUUGAGUAUCACGUGGGAGGAAGAUCAACAAGCCUACCGUGUCUACACCUUUGACGCGGACCACAAGCUCAGCACCAAGCAGUUCACUGUGCGUGUGAAUGCUGACAUCCACUGCGCAAAGGAAUCAACCGAGGAUCAAUACUUCAAGACUAGGGAGGAGGCAAAGGUCGCAGCAGAGAAGUAUGCCGAUGAAGUCGACAACAUUGCCAAGGAUACUCUGAUCGAGAUGACAGUGGAUGAGUAUGUCGCAUUGCCAGAAGGAAGCAAGAAGUUGCUCAUGAUGUACAAACAACAAGCACAUACUGGCAGCCUCAAGAGUGCCGACUGGUGUUUGUCCAGUAUCGAGUCCAUAACAGUCCGCGACACCCCCGAGCAGUAUUAUGGAUUCAUGGUCGAUGGCAAUCAGCGGUUCCUACGCGAUGACUUCCUCGUCGUCCAUAACUCUGGCUUUGAGGAGUCGAUGAAGUACAAGAAACUGACACAUGCACAGAGAUCCGGUCUCAAUCAGAUUCCCAAUCGUCGUUUCACAUUGUGGUGGUCACCAACUAUCAACAGGAAGAACGUCUACGUUGGAUUCCAAGUUCAGCUCGAUCUUACAGGCAUCUUCAUGCACGGCAAGAUUCCAACGCUAAAGAUCUCGCUCAUCCAGAUCUUCAGAGCGCAUCUCUGGCAGAAGAUCCACGAAUCGAUUGUCAUGGAUAUAUGCCAGGUAUUCGAUCAAGAAUUGGACAAUUUGCAGAUUUCCGGCGUCAACAAGGAGGCCAUCCAUCCAAGAAAGUCCUACAAGAUGAACUCAUCCUGCGCAGACGUCCUGCUGCGUGCCGCUCACAAGUGGCAGGUGUCACGUCCAUCAGUGUUGCAAGACACUCGCGACACCUACGACGGCUCCACCACACAAUACUGGCUGGACAUCCAGCUCAAGUGGGGCGACUUUGACUCUCACGACAUUGAGCGUUACAGUCGUGCCAAGUUCCUCGACUACACAAUGGACCAGAUGUCAUUCUACCCCUCGCCCACUGGCUGUCUCAUUGGCAUUGACCUGUCGUACAACAUCUACUCAGCGUUUGGCAACUGGUUCCCUGGUGUCAAGCCACUGGUACAGCGCGCGAUGGACAAGAUCAUGAAGUCCAACCCUGCGAUGUACGUCCUGCGUGAGCGUAUUCGUAAGGGUCUGCAGCUGUACUCGUCCGAGCCCACAGAGCCCUACCUCUCCUCGCAGAACUAUGGUGAGCUGUUCUCCAACAAGAUCAUUUGGUUCAUUGAUGAUUCCAACGUGUACCGUGUAACGAUGCAUCAGACCUUUGAGGGUAACAUGACUACCAAGCCCAUCAACGGUGCCAUCUUCAUCUUCAACCCGCGCACUGGUCAACUCUUCCUCAAGAUCAUUCACACCGAUGUGUGGCUGGGCCAGAAGCGUCUGGGUCAGCUGGCCAAGUGGAAGACAGCCGAAGAGGUGGCGGCGCUCAUCCGUUCGCUGCCCGUCGAAGAGCAGCCCAAGCAGGUGGUCGUUACGCGUAAGGGUAUGCUCGACCCACUGGGCGUCCAUUUGCUCGACUUCCCCAACAUUGUCAUCCAAGGCAGUGAGCUGCAGUUGCCCUUCCAGGCAUGUCUCAAGAUCGAGAAGUUUGGAGACCUCAUCCUCAAGGCCACCGAGCCCAAGAUGGUGCUGUUCAACAUAUUUGACGAUUGGCUCAACACAAUCCCCUCGUUCACAGCCUUCCAGCGUCUCAUCCUUAUCCUGCGUGCGCUGCACGUCAACAUUGAGCGUACCAAGAUCAUUCUCAAGCCCGACAAGAACACGAUCACACAGCCACAUCACAUCUGGCCCACUCUCACCGAUCAGGAGUGGAUCAAGGUGGAGGUCGACCUGAAGGACCUGAUCCUUGCCGACUUUGGAAAGAAGAGCAACGUCAACGUCGCCUCGCUCACUCAAUCCGAGAUCAGAGACAUCAUCCUCGGUAUGGAGAUCUCAGCGCCAAGCCAACAGCGCGAGGACCAGAUCGCAGAGAUCGAUCGACAGAAGAAGGAGGCCAGUCAGCUGACCGCCGUCACUGUCAAGACGACCAACGUGCACGGCGAGGAGAUCAUCUCGACCGCCACCAGUCCACACGAACAAAAGGUCUUCUCCAGCAAGACCGACUGGCGUGUGCGUGCCAUCUCUGCCACAAACCUACAUCUGCGUACCAAUCAGAUCUACGUCAACUCGGACUUUGUCAAGGAGACAGGACUCACCUACGUCAUCCCCAAGAACAUCCUCAAGAAGUUCAUCACGCUGUCCGACCUCCGUAUCCAAGUCAUGGGCUACAUCUACGGAGUCAGUCCACCCGACAACCCCCAGGUCAAGGAGAUUCGCUGUAUUGUCAUCGUGCCACAGUGGGGCACGCCAGUGUUUGUCAACGUGCCCAAUCAGAUGCCCGAGCACGAGUACCUCAAGGAGUUGGAGCCACUGGGUUGGAUCCACACACAGCCCACCGAGAUGACACAGAUGUCACCACAGGACUGUAUCACUCAGGCCAAGUUCAUGUCGGACAACAAGUCAUGGGACGGCGAGAAGUCAAUCGUCAUCUCUGUGUCUGUGUCAUGGCCAUGCACACUGACUGGCUACAAGAUCACGCCAGCCGGCUACGAAUGGGGCAAGGCCAACAAGGACUCACAGACCUACCAGGGCUACCAACCAACUCACUACGAGAAGGUCCAGAUGCUGCUAUCCGACAAGUUCCUUGGCUUCUACAUGGUGCCAGAUCGCGGCAGCUGGAACUACAACUUCAUGGGAGUCAAGCACUCUGCCAGCAUGACCUACGGACUCAAGCUCGACUAUCCCAAGAACUUCUACGAUGAAGUUCAUCGACCAUCACAUUUCCACAAUUGGACUCAGAUUGCAGGAGAGUCCACAGACGACAAUGAGACAGCUGAUCAAGAGAACCUCUUUGAAUAA
Acytostelium subglobosum LB1 is the source of this 9429-nucleotide messenger RNA. RefSeq lists its product as hypothetical. Gene Ontology annotation, cellular component: catalytic step 2 spliceosome; U5 snRNP. Bases 1 to 9429 code for a protein of 3142 amino acids. The transcript has 4 exons. Lineage: Eukaryota; Evosea; Eumycetozoa; Acytosteliales; Acytosteliaceae. The record is from RefSeq and is a predicted model, not a curated record. Gene Ontology annotation, biological process: mRNA splicing, via spliceosome; spliceosomal tri-snRNP complex assembly; intein-mediated protein splicing. Gene Ontology annotation, molecular function: protein binding; pre-mRNA intronic binding; U2 snRNA binding.